CUCUCUCCUCUCUUUUCCCUUCUUUUCUUUCUUUGCGUAUAUUUCUAUUGUAUUUACCGUACUUACUCUGAUAUCACAGCAUCGACAGUAAUAGUGAAACCACAAUAUACGAUGGCUUUCUUACAGUCGUCUCCUUCGACGCCGAUACUCGUAGCCACUUCUCCGCUGUCACCACUAGACGAUAGCAGCCGGUUAAAACGGCGGUCAAAGUCACUUGACAAUAUAACCGUCAAACGCAAAAGUCAUCUCUGGCAUUACAAUGACGAUUCAACACCACCAGCUUCACCUGUCGUUUCCUUCGGACCACGCCCCGGAUCGGAGGACGAAGAAGAAGAAGAAAAAGAAGAGCAAGACGAGCUAUUAUUACUCGGACAAGAGGAACGCCUCCGCCAUCCUUAUUGUGGUGACCGUCAUCGUCCUCGUCGUCGACGUCGUCGUCGUCGUCGUCGCCACAGUUCCAGUGUGGAGCCAACCACGAAAGAAUGCUUGCGCCUAGCUACUAUUUAUGGCUGGGUUACAGCAAACGCUUCCCAUGAUACCCGCAUAAAUCGUGCAUCCCUAUCAUCAUCAGUGUCACGAGACCACAAACAGCAACGAGCAAUAAAGACUAUUGCGA
Molecule: messenger RNA, 616 nt
Organism: Zychaea mexicana
Lineage: Eukaryota; Fungi; Mucoromycota; Mucoromycetes; Mucorales; Lichtheimiaceae
Exons: 3
Source: RefSeq, a predicted model, not a curated record